UCCCUCCGCAUAGCCCCGCCGGCCGCCCACCCAACCUCAACCAGCAACACGACGACCCGCACGCCCUCAGCGCACGUCUCGCUCCCUCACCCGUCGAAGGGCGCCCCCUCGGCGCCGGGGCUGCCCGACACGCUCCGGAACAACCUGACACUACCAGCAGCCCGGGGCCCGCCGUCGGCGCAGACGGCGACGCCCAGCUCGGCCCACCCGCUCGAGGCGCGCCUGCUGGCCUGGCGGGCGACCCAGGAGGCCCUGAAGAUGGAGUCGCUGCGGCGGGCGUACGGCAUCGCCGAGCCCAUCCGCCGCGGCAUGGAGCUGAAGAUCGUGCGGGAUGGGUCGUUCCGCCCCGCCGUCAUUGGGGGUACGCAGAACAACGUGCAUGAGGAUAUCUUGGUGCUUGGGGGGCGGGAUGCAGAGGUCGGGUGGGAGGAUAUCUUUAAGGGCGACGAGUUCCGUGAACCCCCGACUUUCCAUGAUGAGAUGGAGAAGAGAUUGCGUAUGGAUUAGAGCAUAGAUUGCUUUGGUUGGGACUAGGGUUGAGGGUAUUCGUGCUAUGGUAUUUUUUUUUUAGGUUUCUAUGUUCUUUAACGGUUCGACUGAAUGGGAUUGUGUUUCAGAUUCUAUAUGACGCGGUGGUGCAGUCAGCGUCGGUGGCAGUAGCCUUUCACACAGUAAAAAAAGAACUAGCUACAAUCCAAGUACGCAUGGAUCUACGGCGAUG
This is a messenger RNA of Aspergillus fijiensis CBS 313.89, 721 nucleotides long. RefSeq names its product proteasome maturation protein. The record is from RefSeq and is a predicted model, not a curated record. The annotation marks the transcript as partial. NCBI's taxonomy places the organism in Eukaryota, Fungi, Ascomycota, Eurotiomycetes, Eurotiales, Aspergillaceae. The transcript has 2 exons. Gene Ontology annotation, biological process: proteasome assembly. Gene Ontology annotation, cellular component: nucleus; cytoplasm.